GUGUUGUUGGGGCGGAGAUUCAGCGCGACCCGGACAGUGUCGUGGGCGAUCCGGUUCUUGAUUGGGGUUGAUUUGAUCGUGUGUGCCCGGGAAACACCAUUGCAGUGACCUGCUCGUUCGGCCGACCGUGUGCUCGUGGUGCUUGACCUCUUGAGGUCACCGCCAAGGCAAGCGGAAUGUUACCACACUACCAGGACGAUGAGGGUGAGCUCAAGGGCCAUCCGCGCCGUGGCUGCUGCGCAGGUUGCCGGCAUUUCAUCAGUUCAGUCUUCAGUAACGGCGAAUCGCGCAGCAUCUUUUUUUUCCUGAUUAUCAACCUUUCCUUCGCUUUUGUUGAACUCUUCUACGGCAUUGCCACCAACAGCCUGGGGUUGAUUUCAGAUGCCUUUCAUAUGUUCUUUGACUGCACGGCAUUGGUCGUUGGUUUGGUAGCCUCGGUCAUCUCGCGCCGACCUGCCAAUGAGCGCUUCUCCUUUGGAUACAAGCGAGCAGAGGUACUCGGCGGUUUUGUCAACGCACUUUUUCUUGUGUUCAUCGCCAUUUUCGUGCUCAAGGAGGCUGUUGAGCGAUUUUUUGACCCGCCUCAUGUUCACACCCACCGACUGGUGGCGGUAUCCGUGGGGGGGCUAGUGGUCAAUUUGAUUGGCGUUGUUGCGUUUCAGCAUGCCCAUUCACAUGGGCAUGGUGAUCAUGGUCACAGCCACGGUAACCAUGGUUUUGAAGAUUUACACAAUGUCUCCGGUCAUGACCACGACCAUGGCCAUGGUCAUGGCCACGGUCAUGCACAUGAUGAGGGUCGCCAUGGCCACAAUCAUGGUAAUGGUCAUGCACAUAGCCACGAUAGCCAUGCUCAUAGCCACGGCAGCCAUGCUCACGGCCACGGGCAUGGCCAUGAAUCCCAGAAGCAUCGUAGCUUUGUUCUGGAUGGGGUGCUCCUGCAUGUGUUGGCUGACACCAUGGGCUCGAUUGGGGUCAUCAUUUCUUCGCUCUUGAUCCACCAGUAUCAGUGGAUGAUCGCUGAUCCAAUUUGCAGUAUCUUCAUCUCUGUCUUAAUUUUUGUGAGCACAUGGCCGCUGCUGCGCGACUCCUUCACAAUCUUGAUGCAGCGCACUCCGGCUAAACUGGAUGCCGAACUCUACACGUGUUACCGACGAAUCAAUCUUGUUGAUGGCGUAAUUUCGUACAAGGAUCCUCAUUUCUGGUCCAUGUCUGGUGAUUAUAUUGUCGGAACCAUCACCAUUGUGAUCAAAACUAAUGCUAGUGAUACUCCCAUCCAGUCUGCUGUGCAUGAUAUCUUCCGAAAGGUGGGGGUCACCCAGAUGACGGUACAGAUUGAGCGCUUUUAAUUAGCCGUGGGUUUCCAACUUUUUCUCGUGACUGCGAUGUUAGUUUGGUUGAUAAAACGAGCUGUUAUUUCCACUGAGUCCUUGACAGCAUGCCCGUGACCGGAAAUUAGUCGAUCAAAGACGG
This is a messenger RNA of Monosiga brevicollis MX1, 1470 nucleotides long. RefSeq lists its product as uncharacterized. Gene Ontology annotation, cellular component: membrane; Golgi apparatus. NCBI's taxonomy places the organism in Eukaryota, Choanoflagellata, Craspedida, Salpingoecidae. Gene Ontology annotation, molecular function: zinc ion transmembrane transporter activity. Gene Ontology annotation, biological process: intracellular zinc ion homeostasis; transmembrane transport; zinc ion transport. The coding region runs from base 177 to 1346 and encodes 389 amino acids. The transcript is spliced from 8 exons. The record is from RefSeq and is a predicted model, not a curated record.